CGGCGUGGUUGGGAAACGCAUGCAGUGUGGUUGGUUUUUAAUUGGGCCAUUAGCAACCAGACAGAUUAUGAGUGGAAAGAGUGCACGGACAUUGAGUAAACAAACAUUGUUUCGUAACAUUCAUUUCAGGACGUCGGUCUUGAAUGAACCCUUCGGUGCGUUUAUCUCCAAGGAAAAACAACGAGAGAAAAAUGGGGAAAAGAAAGCGCACUAAGGGUAGUUCUCGUCGUGGUGUUUCGUUGGUUCAUUGGUUCAGGAAUAAAGGACUUCGACUUGAUGAUAACCCGGCCUUAAAAGAAGCUUUAGUCGGUGCAAAAACCUUCCGAUGUGUAUACAUUCUGGACCCUUGGUUUGCCAGAUCUCCAAACCAGGGAGUCAACAAGUGGAGAUUUCUUCUCCAGUGCUUAGUGGACCUCGACUCAAGUUUGCGCAAGCUCAACUCUCGGCUCUUUCUCAUUAGGGGACAGCCUUCAGACGUGUUUCCAAAAUUAUUCAAGGAAUGGGGAGUAAACAGAUUGUCCUUUGAAGAAGACCCAGAGGUGUUUGGAAAACAACGUGACGCCAAAAUUAAGACGCUUGCGGCUACGUUUCAAGUGCAGGUCAUUACGAGAUUGUCGCAUACACUCUACGAUCCUAAAGAAAUAUUGUCCGUAAACAGCAACAGUCCGCCGUUAACCUACAAGCACUUCCAGUACCUCAUCUCUCUACUGGAUCCACCACCAUUCCCGGAAGACACUAUCACACUAGCAGACAUUGAAGGAGUCAACACUGCAAUAAUGUCAGAUCACGAUUCCAAGUAUGGCCUUUCAUCUCUUGAAGAACUCGGAUUUGAUACUGAGGACCUCCAGCCUCCCGUUUGGAUUGGAGGAGAGACUGUUGCUAAGCAACGGCUGGAUCGCCACCUGGAAAGAAAGGCAUGGGUAGCCAAUUUUGAGCGUCCCCGUAUGUCAAGCGCUUCACUGAUGACCAGCCCUACUGGACUAGGACCCUAUCUUAGAUUUGGAUGUCUGUCACCUAGACUCUUCUACUGGAGGCUCACUGAGCUAUAUUGCAAGAUGAAGAAGACAACUGAUAUUCCGCUGUAUCUACACGGCCAGCUGUACUGGCGAGAGUUUUUUUUCACACUUGGCUACAAUAAUGCAAAGCUGGAUCAGAUGAUUGAUAACCCAAUCUGCAUUCCGAUACCGUGGGAAGAAAAUGAUAAGAAGCUUCAGCAAUGGAGAAAUGGUGAGACUGGAUUCCCUUGGAUUGAUGCCAUCAUGAUCCAGCUUCGCCAGGAGGGAUGGAUUCAUCCGAUUGCACGACACGCUGUCGCCUGCUUCCUGACACGCGGUGACCUCUGGAUCAGCUGGGAGGAAGGGGCAAAGGUAUUCGAGGACCUUCUUUUGGACGCUGACUGGAGCGUGAAUGCUGGAAACUGGAUCUGGCUCUCCUGCUCAUCGUUUCACCAACAGUUCUUUCACUGUUACAAGUUCUGCCCAGUGAUGUUCAGUCAGCAAACUGACCCCAAUGGUGACUAUGUUCGGAAGUACAUACCAGCACUGAAGAAUUUCUCAGCCAAGUAUAUCUAUAAUCCGUGGACGGCGCCACUUGACGUCCAAGAGAAGGCAAAAUGUGUCAUUGGUAAAGAUUAUCCUCUGCCGAUGGUAAACCAUGACAAAGUCAGUCGAAUCAACUCUGAUAGGAUGAAUAAGAUUCUGCAGGGUGUUGCCAGGAAACCUAGCUAUGAUGAAUCCUUUACUGCCAGUACUCUGCACACCAAGGUACAAAAUCGCCACAGGAUCCCCAACAUGCAGAAAGAACCACCACGUAAGCUUGCCAGACUUACCCAGGACCAUUUGUCGACACACCCAAACAACUACAUGCCUGCUCAAGACGAUUUAACGGCUGGCACCAGCAGUUACAUGCAAACACAAGAUGAUUUAACGACGGGCAACAACAGCUACAUGCCCACUCAAGAUGAACUAUCGGUGGGCACUAACAGUUACUUGCAAACUCAAGAUGAGUUAACGGCGGGCAACAACAGCUACAUGCAAACUCAAGAUGAACUAACGGCGGGCACCAUGAGUUACAUGCCCACUCGAGAUGAACUAACUGCAGGCAACAACAGUUACAUGGCUACUCAAAAUGAACAAUCGGCAGGCAACAACAGCUACAUGCCCACUCAAGAUGAACUAACGGUGGGCACAAACAGUUACUUGCAAUCUCAGGAUGAUUUAACUGCAGGCUCUAACAGUUACAUGUCUGCUGACGACGAGUUAACGGCGGGCACUAACAGUUACUUGCCUGCCACCUACCAGUCAAGCAUCCAUCCUGUGCAAGAUACCUAUAGCAUUCAAGACGCAUUCACCAUGCCUCAAGACAACCUGCUGGAACAAGACCCUCGACAGAACUCUCCAUGGGAUGACAUGACACGGGGAAUCUUACAUGCACAUGUACAAACAACUCUUCCUGGUAAUAACUGGCAGUAGGAGUGGACUUCAGUCAGCUAUAGUCGCUAGGUCAUGGCAUGGCACACAUUCAGGGCUCAGAUAUUUUGGGAGUAAAUCCAACUGACUGCAGCUCAACUGAGCUCGGAGCUGCAAUUUUUUGCGAGACCAGAAUCAAAAUGAGAAAUUUACACAUGGUGCUACUGCAAGCUUCACCAGGGCCAAAUUUCAUGGCAUACAUUUAUAUGGACCUUUUUCUCUCUUAGAAACAAAUGCGCUAGUCUUUUGGUCAUUUGCAUCACGGGGGUUGUUUAUUUUGUGUUGUUUUCAUGUAUCUGUAUAUUUGGGUAUUGUAAGAGGCAACGUUGACAAUAUGAAAACCUGUAAAUAUUAGUUUCAAUUUUUGAGGCAGGUUUAAAAUAUAACUAAGAUUUCUUUCUUUGGGGAGGAAGCAAUUUUUAAUUAAAGGCACUGAACACAAUCGGUAAUUACUCAAAAUAAUUGUCAACCAUUUACUUGGUAAUGAGCAAUGGAGAGCUGUUGAUAGUAUAAAACAUUGCAUUUAACAUAACUUCUGAGAAAGGGGCAAUUUCUCACUCAAAUAUUAAAAGACUUCAGACCGGAAUCCUCUCAUCAGGUAUCUAAAAGCAUACAAAUUAGUGCUACAAGGAUGUUUUUCCCAACUUAAACAGAUCUGUUAUUGUAUGCAUAUAUGUUGGGAUACACCAAGUGAGAAUUA
Molecule: messenger RNA, 3168 nt
Organism: Asterias rubens (European starfish)
Lineage: Eukaryota; Metazoa; Echinodermata; Asteroidea; Forcipulatida; Asteriidae
Product: cryptochrome-1-like
Exons: 13
Coding region: 144-2471 (775 amino acids)
Biological process (GO): circadian regulation of gene expression; negative regulation of DNA-templated transcription; entrainment of circadian clock by photoperiod
Cellular component (GO): cytoplasm; nucleus
Molecular function (GO): DNA binding; FAD binding
Source: RefSeq, a predicted model, not a curated record